This is a messenger RNA of Theileria equi strain WA, 1353 nucleotides long. RefSeq lists its product as hypothetical. The transcript has a single exon. The coding region runs from base 1 to 1353 and encodes 450 amino acids. NCBI's taxonomy places the organism in Eukaryota, Apicomplexa, Aconoidasida, Piroplasmida, Theileriidae. The record is from RefSeq and is a predicted model, not a curated record.
AUGGGAGAUCAGAGGCUUCAGAAAGGCGCCAUGUUUAUGGCAGGGCUGACUCUUUUGCAGUCUCUCCUUGUGGCUUUAACCGGAGCAAAGUUUGCAAUGGAUAGAUUUAAAAUUCCGCAGCAGUAUGCCAGUUCGUUCAUUAACAUGGUUCAUAAUCCUAUGGAGUUGGCAACGUUUACUGGUAUUGUUAUUAUAAAUAUUCUUUCGUGGAUACCCGGUGUUAAUGGCUAUUUCAAGUGGUUUGCCAUUGUAACAAAUGCGACACUAUGUCUUUCCUUCAUUCUACUCCUCUAUGCAUUUACAUCUGGAGGCUCGCUGGGAAAUCUCACCUUCUACUACUGGACUAUCGUAUUCGGCUCAUUUGUUUAUGGACUAAACGUGGCAUCUGUAAUGAAUGUAGGAAGUGACAAUGCUUCCAUUUUCAGUGUAGGAAUUCCUCUCUCUGGUAUUCAGGUUUGCAUCUACUACUAUAUCUUUACUAAGUUAGCUGAGUGGUUUAACUUUUCAAAUGUUAGUUACAGGAUUAUAUUCUGGCAGCUUGUUAUAGCAAUAGUGAUAUCAUUCGUCUCUGCCAUAGUGUGGGCUAUUGCCUAUCAUGAUGCUAAUGGUGGAGGCGGUGGAGGUAGCCUUAGUGGAAUUGAAAAGGCCAUAUCUCCAAUUCUCAUGGGUGUGGUAGGUAUGGGUGGCAUCUAUGCCUUCUACCCUGCCAUUGCUCCUUAUAAGCUGACUGAUGUUAGCACAGGUUACAAGAUUGACCUGGUAGUUCUCUUUACAAGUGCCGUUCCUUCUCUUGUUAUUGCAGCUCUAUGCUCAUGUCAAAUUGAUGUUGGCCCAAAUAAAAAGUGGGAAGGUAAUGCUCAAGGGUGGCAUGCUACUUGGGUUCUGGCCAUUCCACACAUUACUGCUAUGGUCUUAUGCUUUGUUACACUUCAUUAUCCUGAUGGUAGAGUAGCUAGUUCUAUAAAAAGUAGUGGUUUAAGGGUUGGAGUCAUUACUAUCACCUUAAAGUUUUGUGAAGAAUUUCUAAAGGCUGUAUCUUAUGCUGGAGCUGGUAAGCAAGGUGGUAGUGAAGGUGCUAUUUCGUCUUUCAACACUUUCACAUCUCAAGGUUUAAUGAUAGUCUUGGCCUUUACUGGAGAUGGUUACCUCAAGACUUACUCUAAAUAUGAACAUGACAGGAGUAAAUGGCCUACUAAAGACUUUGGGACGCUUGGCUCCAUAUGGUUUUGGACAAAGAAUGGAAUGAAGGUGGCCUGUAAGAGUGUUAAAUCAUCCUUUACCAAGAAUGUCAGAUGCAAGGUUUUGGGUAAAUCAGAGGCUCUACUCAUUGUCUAUGAAGAUCAGGAAUUUUAA